Purpureocillium takamizusanense is the source of this 3119-nucleotide messenger RNA. RefSeq lists its product as uncharacterized. Lineage: Eukaryota; Fungi; Ascomycota; Sordariomycetes; Hypocreales; Ophiocordycipitaceae. The transcript has 4 exons. The record is from RefSeq and is a predicted model, not a curated record. Bases 1 to 2922 code for a protein of 973 amino acids.
AUGGGCUCCGUGGACGGUUACGUAGAGUUCUACGUAACCUGCAACCCUCCCCUGCUUCCACGCGGCGUCAGUUCAGUUGUGCAGGCAACGGAGGAUGCCCACCCAGAUGGCCAGGUGCUUGAGAUUCUCUACGAGCCAGACAUCCCCUGGUUCAAGCUCAUCACGGUGGGGCAGCAUCAGCAGACGAUUACGAGAUUUGUUCAGCAACAGCUUCUUGCCAUCGUCGAGGAAGAUACGAACUUGUUUGACCCAGAGCAAAGGCAACAUGAAGACGCAUCUCAAGCUGCGUUUGUGGAUGUCACCAUUCUCGAGGACGAGCCGCGGAUCCUUCCGUGGGCACGCCUCGAGGGUGAGCUUGACUCGGGCAGCAGGUCUUUUGACGCGCACCAGUUUCCAGCGGACAUAGCCAGUCUGAAGCACCAGACGACCUGGCGUGGCCUCGAAGAGCCAGGCUGGGACUUUCCUGCCUUUUUCCACACACUCGAAACUCACUGGAGGCACGCUGGUGCCCCAACCUGCAUAUCCGACUUGGAAGCACUCAUUCGGUGCCAAGUCACCCACAACAUGGCCGGAAAUCUGGCUUAUGUUGGGAGCGACAUCAACCAGGAUACGCUCGACAGAGCCAUCUCGACUUUAGACAGCCUCCUUCAUAUCGCUGUAGAAGGUGGUCGCGACACAAAGCAUCUGAUAGCCUCAGGAGGAAACGGCGCCGCCCGCCUCGCCUUGAGAUGGCUAUCUCAUAUAGGCCAGGAGCGAACAACCUUCGUUCAAUGCGACGCUGAACGGCUUUCGACAGAGUAUCAACGACUUCAGGUUUCUGUGCGAGUCAGAACUGAGCACAAGGAGCGCAACGCCUGGGUCUCGGCCAAGACGCCCGUGGCAACCCAGUUUCACGUCAAGAAAGGAGCCGGAGCGGGCUUUCCAGCCUUCAUGAACUAUUCCUACGUCAAGAAGCACCCGACGACAGUUCAAGAGCUCCUAAGGAGCGUUCAAGAUGCCACGGACCAGGAUAUCGUUGUAGUCGAGGAUCUUGACCAGCCCUCGACACACAGCCACCUCACCUCGACCAAAAGCAGAGCUUUGGCAGAAGCGGACCAGCUUCGUCAAACCGCAGUUGAAGUUUGGCGGGAAAGUGUUGUUAGAAGCCCCCAAGAUCGCGUCGACGAGUCGUGGGGACGCGCAGAUUCACCCGAAAAGCUGAUAGAGGUGGCCGAGCCUUGCGUUGAGGAGCAUCCAUCGCGAGAGCCCAAUGCUGGCCAACCCAGCGGCCUUUUGUUUGGCACUUUCGAGGACGUCCAAACGGAAACGGCCCGGACUGACGUGCAAAACGUGUUCGAUCAGUCCGACGAGGACCUCAUCUGUCUGGAUCCACAAGAAUUGAAGUCUUCCCCGCAAGACGAUGGCGAAGAUGACUUACUCGACUUUCGUGAGCUGCCAAAGACAGAGAGACGACCUGACGAUUGUCCGCCCGACCUCUUCUCGGAAUUGGGAUGUAAUUUGCUAGACGAGGGCAGAACAGACAGCCUAAGCCGCCAUCAAGUUCUGGUUCCGGCGAUUGUGCCUUCUCGCAAGCAGGACGGCCCCGGCAAGUCUGGUGGUCCGAGCCACGAGCUCGCAGAUCUGAAUCGGCAUAAAACACGAGAGGAAGGACAGGAUGAACGCCUCAACGCCCAGACAAACCAACAGAAGCUCAAAUUGGCACAGGACUGCCCUGGGGCUGCCACCCCGAAGACCACCAUUUCAGCGGUCACGUCGGCAUCUGCAGAUGAGAAAGCAUCUGAUAGAGCAAAGGUCCCUAUGACGGGCGCAUCAACUGGAAGGUCAAGCGGAGACGUCGCCGAAAAGUCGUCGAGCCGAAUAUCACGCAAAGCCGCAACCGUCAUGAAUGCGGCCCGAGAGUCGGCAGAAGCCCAACUUAAGUCUAUGUCGGCACUGUUGCAACUUAUUCCAGGACAUGUCGCCCUCGAGUUGCAUUUCGGACGCAUUUACCUCCUGGACAUCAGUCAUUCUCUUGUUGACGUCGGAUCUGGACCGGCUUUCUCUACGACGGAUCUGAAGGACAUUUUGCAUGACAUCGGCCCAAAGUGUCUUGGCUUUUCCUCUGCUCUGACGACAUAUGGUCCCGACAUGGAACGAGCCGUUCAGGCGAAGCCCCAGGGCGCGGGAGCUUGGCAGCAUCUCGGUACCCAGGUUUUCUACGACUUUCACUGCUUCGAUGAUUCAGAAAUCGAGUUCGUAAUAGAAGUCGACGCCAGUACCUUUGACUUCACUUGUCGAGGUACCAAGAAGGAACUAAGCCGGCUGUUCCUGCACUGUGCAUCUCGUGCCUGGGACAUGCAGAUUUGUGCCACCCGAGCAGGCAAUCUGGACAGCUCAUCGAAAUUCCGGACGAUUGGGCGUACAAUAGUGGCGUCUAUAUGCGCGAGGUCUGUGGACGGCGAAGUUGCGCUCGAGGCGAUACAAGAUGAGCGACUCCGAGCCACAAUCACGGGCAUCAGAGUACGACACGUCGCCAAAUACCGACAAGGAGAGCACGGCGAGAGCGAGCUUUCUGUCAUCAUGGUGAAGAGGAUGAUGGUGUCUCAGAGGCGGGAAAGGCGGGCGACCUGGGUGGUCAGUGAUGGCGACCAGCAGGGUCAGCCCGCCACUUUUUAUGAAGCCUCGAUCACGUCCUCGCGCGCAAAGGAGUUGUUCAUGGAGAAUCAGGGGAUGAAGAUUGGACAACGGGCGUCAUGGGAUUGCCAUGUGCUCGAGGCGGAGGGCGUCUUUAAGGCUAUUUGCCGACCAGCGUUUGAGAUGAUCGCAUUGAUGGAUGAGAUUGGCAUGCUCAACGACAAUGGUCAACGGCUCAGAGCCCAAGGGUCAUUCAAUGACACGAUAGCAGAAAGCCGACAGCGCCGAGGCAAGACCGUCUUUUGGUGAGGGCAUUUACGUGAUGGAGAACCCCUCAAGGGCGCAGCUGAAUCGUGUAAUCGGUAUUCGAGAGGCGCUGGAUGCCCUGACUCGGGUGGCGUACCACUACACGGACCGCCUGCGUGCUGCCGGGAAGAUGGCCAUGGCUGGAUUGUGUUACGGGAGCAGGCUGAUGUCGGUGUAAUACUUGGUACAGAGCAAUUCGC